GGCGCGAGCGGCCCCGUGCCGAAGCCAUUGUGUACCGGCGCUGCACCGGGGCGGCUGAGAGCCCCCAGCCCACCGGCCCCCUCGCCGGCAGCCCCGGCCAGGAUGGCUCCUCGGCUCUAACCGGGGAGGCCAGCGCAGUGCUGAGGGUGCGUGUCCAAGUGAUGGUGGGACUGGGCUUGGGGACCUGCAGCGAGGAUGUCCGAAGCCAAGACCCUGAGCUGCUCUUGCCUCGUGUUUUCCUUGCUCUUUUUGCACUGGGCUUUGCUCCAGCCGGGCCGGGCUUUUCCCAGCACCUCCGACUACCUGCAGCGGGGCUGGCAACGGCUGCUGGAGGAAGGGGAGGGCUGUGCCGAGUGCCGGCCGGAGGAGUGCCCCGUGCCGCGCGGGUGCCUGGCUGGCACAGUGCGGGACGCCUGCGACUGCUGUUGGGAGUGCGCCAACCUGGAGGGACAGAUCUGUGACCUGGACAACACCAACCACUUCUACGGCAAGUGCGGGGAGCACCUGGAGUGCCGGCUGGACACCGGGGACCUGCGGCGUGGAGAGGUGCCCGAGCCGCAGUGCGCCUGCCUCUCCCGCUCAGCCCUGUGCGGCUCCGACGGGAAAACCUACACCCAGAUCUGCAGGUUCCUGGAGGUGGCCCGUGCCCACCCGGACACCAACCUCACUGUGGCUCAUGAGGGCCCCUGCGAGUCAGAGCCUCAGAUCACGUCUCCUCCCUACGAUGUGUGGAACGUCACCGGGCAGGAUGUCAUCUUUGGCUGCGAGGUCUUCGCAUACCCCAUGGCAUCCAUCGAGUGGAGGAAGGAUGGCACAGAGAUGCUGCUGCCAGGGGAUGACCCCCACAUUUCUGUCCAGUUCAGGGGUGGCCCCCAGAAAUACGAAGUGACCGGCUGGCUCCAGAUCCAGGGCGUGCGCAUGACAGAUGAAGGCACCUACCGCUGCUUCGCCAGGAACAAGGUCGGGGAGGUGGUCGCAUUAGCCAGCCUGACUGUCCUCACGCCAGACCAGCUCAACCUGACGGGCUUUUCCCUGCCGAAGCCCCGCACGACGCCUGAGGACUAUGGGGAGAGUGAGGAGGACUAUUACUAGCCCGGAGAUGGGACAGGCAGCUGUGGAGGUCACCGUUUGGGAGAGAGUCCAGCCUUGCCCCAUGGUGGCCAUUCCUGGGGGCAUGGGGACGCCUUUGGAGCAGACAUCCCCCAGCCCCAAACUCCUUCUCUGAACAGUGCUGGCACAGGAACCUCUUCCUGGGGGUGGGGGACAGUGUGACAUGGGCCUUUGCCAAGGAUGCUGCGGGACCCUGGGGGGCUGGCUAUCCCCGGGGACGACAUGCAUGGCCACCGUGGGGUGCUGCUCUUGGCUGCUCUGCUGGGAGAUCCCACCGAGCUGCCCCUUGCCUCCAGGGGCCCUGCGCGAAGGGUGCCGGGAAGCCGGUGCAGAGGGCUGGACGCUGGCGGUGACGCUUGGUGCAUCACCCCCGGGGCCGAUCUGCAUCCGCCGAGGGCAGGAGACAGCCCUGCUCCCUCCACAGGGCCAAGGGAACUUGUUGCCCAAACAUUGCUCUUUCCCACUGAGAUUUUAACCACCGGAGGAGUGAUCUGAGAAACCAGAUGUUUGUGGUUUUCACCACCGUCUUUGUCCCCCUGGACAACCUUGGCCCCAACACCGCUGUGGUCAGAAACACUUUGGCCUUUUUAGACCAACUUUGUGCUUUCCCUUCCAAGCAGCUCUUUAUUUUGACGUUCCAUUAAUGCUAGUAAAAUAUACACGUAGGUCAAAGCUGA
This is a messenger RNA of Dromaius novaehollandiae (emu), 1787 nucleotides long. RefSeq names its product Kazal type serine peptidase inhibitor domain 1 (gene KAZALD1). Gene Ontology annotation, molecular function: insulin-like growth factor binding. Gene Ontology annotation, biological process: regulation of cell growth; regulation of signal transduction. The coding region runs from base 196 to 1092 and encodes 298 amino acids. Lineage: Eukaryota; Metazoa; Chordata; Aves; Casuariiformes; Dromaiidae. Gene Ontology annotation, cellular component: extracellular region; interstitial matrix. The transcript is spliced from 5 exons. The record is from RefSeq and is a predicted model, not a curated record.